CGGGCUGUUGCCGCACUCGCGCCGCGGGCGGGUGGGUUUCAGGCAGCAUUUUUCUUUUAAAUAAGAGAUCGUUAAUAUUAAUAUCAUAGAGCUAGAAUUUGCUUACAGGCAGGGCUUUUAUUUUAAAGAACAGAACUAUUUUUGCAAUAGAAAUAUAGAAAUGUAUAUUAAUAUAUCUGGAUAUAUAAAAAGAUAAAAUAUAAAUAAAUAGAAGUCAUAGGAAGAAGAUAUUUAAUAUAGAAUCGAAAUAACAUCAUGCAUCAAUAUACAUGAGAAAUGGGAAUGUGAAAAGUAUAAAUAUGAAAGAUAGUUCUAGAGAGUUUAAAAGAAAAGGAUUUUGGAGGGGUUUUAUUGGGUUAGAGGCAGUGUGUUUUAGUUUGUGUGCGGGUGGUUUCGGGCCAUUUAUUUUUCAGGAUUUUUCCAAGGGGAUCGCCCCUGUUCUUUUCUGCCUCCCUUCCCUCCGGGCGAGCGGCAGCCCCCGGCUGUGGCCGGCGGCGGUGCUGCCGCCUUGUGGACAGAGAGCGGUACUGCAGCCCCCCCCAGCCAGCGCCCUGCCCCUCGCCGCUGGGUGCCGGCUGAGGGGGGAAGGACGGCUGCCGAGCGUGGGAAGGGCGAGGCGCGGGAGGGAGCGAGCGGCAAGCGGGGCGGUGUCUGUAAAUAGAGGGGAGGGGUGAAGGAGAUUCGGGAGAGCAAAGGGACCCGAUGACCGAGAAGAAGGGCAGCGGCGAGGGCGGCCCGGCGGGGCCGCUUUCGGCGGGCGGCGGAGGCGCGGUCGCAGCGCUCACGGGCCGGGGGCGGCGGGCGGGGGGCGAGCGGCGUCGGAACAGGGCUGCACUCCCCUUUCCCGAUCCCCGCGCGCGUCCCUCUCUAGACGCUGGAAGCGACCGCGUGCCGGAAAAUGCCGCCGGGGCGGCGCGCAGGCGGCGGAGCGGGGCCCCGGCUUUCCCCGCCCCUCCUGCCGCCAUCUUUGGAAGGUCAAGCGAGCCGUCCCCGUCCCGCCGCGUCGCUGUCUCGUCCCGCCGCGUUCCCGCCGCGUUCCCGCCGCCUCCCCGUGCUUCCCCGCCGUCUCCACUCUGACACGAUCCGCCCCCGUCCCGGACCCCCUCCGCUGCAGGGAAAUGCAGGAGAACGCGAAAGCAUCGGGGCAGAGCAGCCGCUGGAGGUGCCCGAGCCGUCUCCCCCUUGCCCGCAGGGCCGGAGUUGCCCACCGCCGGCAGCUGACAGGUCCGUGCUGGAGAGUGGGAGAAGGGUCCCUGCUGGCUGCCGUGUCCUGGGUGGGCACAGAGCUCUGACCUUGGCCAGAUGGGCUGUUCGGUUUCUUUCUCACAGGUUUCCGGGUGUUUUGAUCCUGACGUCGCCAAAGCCUCAGGCUUCUCUCCCUGGGCCCUUGCCGUUGCCGUAUCUCUUGGAUGCCGUGCAGAACGGAAUCAGGCAGCCAAGCCUCAGGUUCACCUUCUCCCUCACCCUCUGCGCUGCUCGUGUGGCACAGCAGAUCCUGAAGCCAGAGGAGCACGUGUACAUAAGGGUAAAGAGAUUCCUUCUGUCACACCGGUGUUUGGACCUGAGGAAGGUACCAGGUUUUCUCCAGCUUUUCUACAGUUUUGAUUUUGAGCGCACAAGGAGUUGUGCUGCGUAUGCUCUGUGAGCACAAGAAAAGAAUGUUCUGCCCCGGCUAGCUACAAUUCCUCUUUGAGUUUAGGCUAGUAACUUGGAGUUCAACUGAAGUAUUUUAGAAACAGCAACUUCUAAAAUUCCAUUUCCACUGCAUGUUUGGGCUGCAGACUGACUGUUCCCAAUGGAUGUUAGCGAUUAAAUUUGAUAGGAAUGGAAAAUUGAGAAGUCCAGAAGAAGCUGUGUACAAAACAGCACGAGUGGAUCCUCAGAUUUCUUGGGGAAGGGCUGCGUGACAAACAUUGCUGUGAGCUCUAUGUCUACCAGAGGAUUUUCCGGGUCAUUCUUUCCUUUCUCAGCAGUCCUUUGUGUGACCAGGGCUCCCAGAGUCCUAUUCUGGAGAUACGACAGAGUGCUGCUGCCCGUGUCACCUCUAGAGCUGCCCAUGAGCCGAUAGAGGAUCACAGCCUCCUCUCGUGGGUCCUGCACGGCUUAGAGAAAAGGUUUCUGGAGAACCAGGUGAUAAAUAAAAUGAUUUCCUUACUCCAUCCUUUGUGGCUAAUAAAUUUAGGAGACAAGAGAGAAAACAGGAAUCGAUCCCAGAUGCUGCUGUUGAGAUGGGUAUAUGAUCUACCUGUAUAUAGAUAUAUGCGUAUCUCUGUAUAUCUGUGUAGUGAUAAUAAUGGGAGUUUUUAUGAUACGUUGCUUUACUGUCUUAUAUUUUAAUAAAGCGUGAUUUUAAGUUAUUAGGUAUAACAUUUUAUUCUGCUUAUUGGCUAAAGUAACAUUUUCUUGUAUUUGAUUGGUAUCAAGUCAUGUUAAUCAUUAAUUGGUAAGAGUUUAUAAUGAAUUAUUAAGGUGUGAAUAUUGUUCAUUAAGGUACGUCUUUUUUUUACUGUAGGUAUUUUCAUGUGUUCGUAUGGGUUUUUAUGUUAAUGAUUUUGGGUUUUUGUGUUAUGAAUAUAUUAGUAUUUUAUUAGGGUUUUUUUGGUUAGUUUACUUGUUUGGUGUGUAGAUCACUCCUGUUAAGUAUGUUUAUCUAUAUAUGUUUUAAAAUGUAAGUUAUAAAUCUACUUGUUAAGGAUUUUUGUAGAGUUCUAUGUAAAAAUUUAAAUCGGUAGGGGAGAUAAAAAGCACUAAUUAUUAAUAAGAUGAGUAUUUUAGUUUUUAAUAAUGAUUUAAGUUAUUCAGCGAUGUUUUAAUUUUUGAAAAUAUUAUUUAGUUAUUUUUUAUGUGUGAUUGAUUAAUUUUAAAAAAAAAAUUAGUAAUGUUUUUGUAAAUUGAUUUCUUGUGAUUUCAUCAAUUUAUAUAUUUUUAAAAAUGUUUUCUAUUUAUGAUUGUGUGUGAAUAAUAAAAAAUGAACAGUUGUUUUAUUUUGUAAGGUAGUAUGUUUAAAGAUGUUCAUAUUUGGCAGUAAUUUAUUUAACGUUAUACAUGUGUUAUUGUUUGAUUUGGUUGGUUAAUAAGUAAGUUCAUUUGAUGUGCUUCAAGUGUGAGUUGUAGUUAUUUUAGGUGUUAAAAGAGAUGUAGAACUAAUAGAAUUAGGUUGUUAAAAGGUUGUACGAUUUUGAUCCUGAGAAGUAAAUUUGUGUUGGAGUGAUUGGGUAUUUUUAGGUGGGUGUUCUUUUUUUGGGUUUUUUUUUUUUGUUUGUUUUUUUCUUUUUUUUUUUUUUUUUUUUUUUUUUUUUUUUUUUUGUGUUUUGUUUUUUUUUUUUUUUAUAUGUAUUAUUGUUAUGUUUGGUCUUAGUGGGUUAAUUGUUUUAAAUUGUAGGUUUGCUGUUUUUAGGUAACUUCUUUGUGGUUUGGUGUGGUUUGGGGGUUGUUUUGUAACUAAAUAUUGUACAAGUAUUUGUUUGUAAUGAUUUGAGUAAUUUUACUUUUGGUGGUUUACCUGUCAUUUGGGGUAUGAGUGUAUAAAUGUUAUUUGAAGAGUUUA
Messenger RNA from Vidua chalybeata, 3547 nucleotides. Its product is annotated as synaptojanin-1-like. Lineage: Eukaryota; Metazoa; Chordata; Aves; Passeriformes; Viduidae. Bases 899 to 1645 code for a protein of 248 amino acids. Gene Ontology annotation, cellular component: nucleolus. The record is from RefSeq and is a predicted model, not a curated record. The transcript is spliced from 9 exons. Gene Ontology annotation, biological process: maturation of LSU-rRNA from tricistronic rRNA transcript (SSU-rRNA, 5.8S rRNA, LSU-rRNA); maturation of 5.8S rRNA from tricistronic rRNA transcript (SSU-rRNA, 5.8S rRNA, LSU-rRNA).